AUGCAAAUGUUCCGCUCCAUCGCGCAAUCGGUUUUUGGCUCCCCGACGAGCCGAAAGAACUUUCCGGUGCUCCUCAUGCGCACCAGCAGCGGCUGCGGCAAAACCGCCUUUGCCAAACGCGCAAUCUCUCAGGUCACGAACCUCAUGCGUGCGCAACACAACCUUACCUUUGGGCCUGCUGAUACUCGCCUGAAGCCGAAUCAGAGUUUCGAGCUUAUUAGACUCCUCGAAAGCUCCUUGCAAAUUUUCAUCGACUUCAAUGGUGGUGAUAGCUUGUACGAGACUCCCGCUUCCUGUCAGAAGUCCCUUCUUGCUGCUCGUCUGGCCGCUCAUGGGUUGUGCCACACAAACUUAACCAAUGCGAGCUGCACUUCAGUUUUCAGCGCAUGCAGGUCUGGUCUUCGCACACCACAGGUUCUCGACGCAAUUGUGGCACGCCAUCGCCAGCAACACCCGCAGCUCGCACGAGUUUUGAUCUUUGUUCACAUUGACGCGGAUCGCCGGAUCGCGCAAGACAUGUCCAGGGGUGCGGGGACCCUGCAGGAAGCAACUGAUUUGCUUCAGCGUGCGUAUCAAGAAAUCGUUGCGUACAAUGUCAACCAGAAGGAACAACAGGCCGUUGUGGUGUUACUUUUAACCGACACUGCUCUGAGUGGCAUGACGUUCGACACGACGCAGCACGAAUUCCAUCCAAUCAACCUUCAUCCCUUUGACCUGGACACGUCCAUGCUGCAUCUUCAACGGCUGGGGGUUCACGAAUCAUCGUGCCGGGAUUGGCAAUUUCGCCGGUUGGUUCGAAAGCUUGGAGGUCUUCCUUCACUCGUAGGAAGGCUGGUGGACCAUUACCCUGCAUUGUGGCAAGCGAUCGGCUCCAACCUUGGCAUCGACACUUCCACGGCUGCUGUUGUUGUGAGCCAAGAUAUGACGAGCAAAGCUAUCGCCCAUGUUCCUUAUGAUGGCCUCGAGACCUUGGUCGAACUAUCGUUCGCAAACCUCUCAGUCUCUGAAAAGACCCUGAUUGGUCCCAUCACAGUGGAACAGCUUGCGCAUCGCGGCGUCCUUAUCACGACCUAUUCCUCACUCGAUCGCGUCCACGUUCGCAUGCCAGUUGUGAUGCUGGAAGGUAUUGCGCGCCACCACGCUCGCAAUAACGAUUCACGUUACAAGACAAAGGUGAUGGCCGAAUUCAAUACGAUCACUGGAUGCGAUGGCGAUACCGCUUUCGAGGCCUUUGUUCUGUUUUCGGUCGCAUGCCGACUGAACUUGCUUCGGUCUCCACCCGCUUGUGCAUCAACUCUCCAGUCCGCGCCUGAGCCAGCUCAAUCUGCCCUGCUGUAUCAAGUUCUUGGUCUUUCCUCCCCGUCACUGCAAGGCAGCGCGCCUCGCAGUCUCCUGCUCAUGAGGUUUGAUCUGCAGAACCCUGUCGCAGGAGUCGCACAACGUUUCACCCUCUUGAAAGAGCAACAUCCGUUCAUCACAAACCAGCACGAUGUCGACGAUCGCCAAACUGUCCAUACAAUCCCGUCCUUUUCAUCAGACGCCCCGCUUGAAGUUGACAUGCUUGGUGCGGGUUCUUGCCACCCGGUGUUCCAGUGCGCAGGUUCAACGACCGGCGUGAAUGGGCGUGUUGCUUUACGACGCAGCCAAGCUGGGGCAAAGCCCGUACUGCUGCUGUUCCAGAUGCUGGAGGAGAUCACGCCUUGGUUUGGCCCGUCCGCAUCAGAUCUCGCUGAGGGCGUCACUCGGACUCUGGCGGAUCUGGACAGUUCGCCACUGGCAGCAGAUUUUCAUUUCAUACUCGUGCUGGCAAUCAGUGGCAACGAGUCCCAAGCUUGGGCCCAUGCCGCUCGGAAUGGAAAUGAUCGCGUUGUUGUGCUUGUUGGUCGCGACAGUGUUUGUCUGUGUCCGAUGUUCUGA
Molecule: messenger RNA, 1917 nt
Organism: Capsaspora owczarzaki ATCC 30864
Lineage: Eukaryota; Filasterea; Ministeriida; Capsasporidae
Exons: 1
Coding region: 1-1917 (638 amino acids)
Source: RefSeq, a predicted model, not a curated record